Clunio marinus is the source of this 1931-nucleotide messenger RNA. The record is from the annotation of a GenBank genome assembly. Lineage: Eukaryota; Metazoa; Arthropoda; Insecta; Diptera; Chironomidae.
GUCCCCUGCAAACACACAGCGCAAUGGUCGGAGUUAAAAUUAUAGAUCUCAAAAUAAUAUUUAGUCGAGUUCUAUUCUCAGUUGAGUUAGACGUUUUGAAUUUAAUAUUCCGGGCAAAAUAAAAUAUAUCAAUUCCAAAGAUGCCUCAUUAUAAAGUAAUGUACUUCAAUUUGAAAGCUUUGGCUGAACCCAUUCGCUUAUUGUUGUCUUAUGGCAAAUUGGAAUUUGAAGAUGUUAGAGUUGAAAGAGAAAAUUGGCCGGCUUUAAAACCAUCUAUGCCAAUGGGGCAAAUGCCCAUUUUGGAAGUAGAUGGAAAACGUGUCCAUCAAUCUACAGCUAUCUGUCGUUAUUUGGCUAAAGAAGUCGGCUUAGCUGGAUCCAAUACUUGGGAAGAUUUGGAGAUUGAUAUUGCUGUUGAUACAAUCAACGAUUUACGAUCAAAGAUUGCCAUUGUAUCAUAUGAGGAAGAUCAGAAACUUCAAGCUACUAAACGUGAAAAAUUGGAAGCUGAGAUUCUGCCAUUCUACCUUGAAAAACUAGAUGCACUUGCAAAGGAGAAUAAUGGUCACUUCGCUUUGAAGAAACUUACAUGGGCUGACUUACACUUUGUGGGUAUCCUGGAUUACUUGAAUUACAUGGUUAAAUAUGAUUUUGUUGCGAAAUAUCCCAACCUGAAGAAAGUCGUUGAUAACGUGUUGAGUGUUGACAACAUAAAAAAGUGGAUUGAAAAACGCCCAUAUAAAAAAUUAGUCUUCGAGAUAAAUCUUACGUUGAAAGACAAGAUGAGUGACAGUAGUGAUGAAGAUUUCAACGAAAAUUACGUUAUGUAUAAGGAGCGAUUAGAAUGGAGAGAUGUUAAGCCCAUUAAGCAGAAUGACGGCGCUAAUCCAGUAGUAGCGAUUGCUUAUUCUGAAAAAUUUGCCGAUGUUUAUAACUAUUUCCGGGGAAUUCUUGCAAUUCAAGAAAAGUCAGAAAGAGCUCUUGAACUAACAACUAAUGCUCUACGAUUAAAUGCAGCCAAUUAUACCUAUCGUCGUGAAAUUCUUAAGACCCUCAAUAAAGAUCUCUAUCAAGAACUGGGUUACAUUGCCGACGUUAUUCAUGAAAAUCCAAAAAAUUACCAAGUUUGGCAUCAUCGUCGUGUUAUAGUUGAAUGGUUAAACGACCCAUCAUUUGAAUUGGAGUUAACUGAAACUAUUCUCGAUAUAGAUGCAAAAAAUUAUCAUGCUUGGCAACAUCGUCAGUGGGCAAUACAAACUUAUGAUCUUUUUGAUAACGAAUUAGCUUAUAUUGAUAAACUUCUUUCUAUGGAUGUCAGAAACAAUUCGGCUUGGAAUCAAAGGUUUUUUGUUUUAAAACACAUAGGACUCACAGAUGAAGUCGUUCAGAUGGAACUUCAUUACGCAAUGAAUCGGAUUCGUCUUAUUAAAAACAACGAAAGUUCAUGGAAUUUCUUGAAGGGUCUUCUAGAGUUUGGUGACAAUUCCAUUUCUAAGUUUCCAGACGUUGAAUUAUUUGCUGAAGAACUUUACAAUACAGGAAAUCGAUCACCUUAUUUACUAGCGUUUUUAGUUGAUAUGUACAUCGAAAAGACCAUGCAUGUUUAUAAAACAAAUAAUUACGAUGAUCCAGAGAUAUACGCAAGAAAAGUUUGCGAACUUUGCGAUAUGCUAGCAAAUCAUUACGACACAAUUCGCUACAAAUACUGGAAAUAUGUGCAACAGAAAUUCAAAGAUGAUAAAGAGCAAGCAAAGCAACCUAUAGACGAGCCAUCUGAGGAACAAAAACUUAACAAAAUUAAGAAAAAAAAAGACAAGAUAGGAAAAUGCGGAAAAUCUUGGAAAACUUCGGAAAGGUUGGGAAAAAUUUUGGAAACUCAAGAUUUUUUUGUGCGGAAAACUUGGAAAAGAAUUGAAGAAUUAAAACCGUAG